UGCUUGAGGGCUUACAGGAGUAUUUAUAAUAAUACAUACACAUGAGUAUUAGAGACCUAGUGUAUCUAUACAACUAAGGGAUAAGUUACAGAGAUAGGAAUAGGUAGUUACAUCAGAUAAGUGAACACGUGAAUAGAUAAAUACAUUAAAAUAUACAAAUAUUAUUUAUCUCUAAUACAUAAUACCUAUGUUUUCCCACAUAAAAACAGUCAUCCUUGGACCAUUCCUCUGUCUUGAAAUCAAAAACAUAAUACCUCUCUCCUUUCCAAUUCACGUUCAAGUAGAGCUUCUCCCCUAUUCGAUAGAACCCAUGCACGAUAUACACUCCCUCGUCCAAGGCACCAUCAAAAAAGGUAUACCUGAUUUCACAACCCAGCCGUUUUCUGGAAAAGCAGAAUCGAAACACUCAAAAACUCUAGUUGAGUAUCUCCUUGUCAACUUGUCCAACUUGAAAUUAGGGCCCAUGUGCAGUACUAUUCACAUAUUCUACUUUGACUAUAUUUUAUUCAUUAAUGUAUUAUAAAUUAAUUUUUUUAAAAAUAUUAUUAAAUUCUUCUCAUUCUAAAUUUUCAAAAUAUGAAUUUUUUGAAUUUUUUACUAAUAAGGAAUGAAAGAUAUUAAUGGUCAAACUUGUGCGUUGGCAAACGUGAAAUGUUGACUGUUGCAAUUAAAAAGGAACGGAGGAAGUAUAAAUAUAAUUUGGUAUGAACAAAUCCGAAAGAGAGAAAAUCAUGAGAUUUUUUAUGCUAAUGUUCAGACUCUCUCAUUCUCAUUAGACUCUCCUCACCAUUAAUUACAAUGUACAAAUAUUGAAGUUCCCACAAAUGGAGGAUAAAACUAUCUAGAGAAGAGGAGGAGGAAGAGAAGGGAGGAAGGGAAAAGUCCCUAAUAAGGAGGGGAAUCCCCAUAUUUAUAGGGGGAAUGGGGAGAGGGUGCAAACCAUCCUAAUGGGAAUCCCCAUAUCAUAAAA
Cuscuta epithymum is the source of this 970-nucleotide messenger RNA. Lineage: Eukaryota; Viridiplantae; Streptophyta; Magnoliopsida; Solanales; Convolvulaceae. The record is from the annotation of a GenBank genome assembly.